Molecule: messenger RNA, 1473 nt
Organism: Paramormyrops kingsleyae
Lineage: Eukaryota; Metazoa; Chordata; Actinopteri; Osteoglossiformes; Mormyridae
Source: RefSeq, a predicted model, not a curated record
UGUGGGCGUGAGACACCUAUCAGAACUGUACUCACUAAAGGGGUGGCAGGGAUCGGGAAAACAGUCUCUGUGCAGAAAUUUAUUCUCGACUGGGCAGAAGGAAAAGCAAACCAGGAUGUUCACUUCAUAUUUGCUCUUCCUUUCCGGGACCUGAAUUUGAUUAAGGAUGAAUACAGUCUGAUUGAUCUGCUUCACCGCUUUGUCCCAGAACUGAAAUCAUUUCAAUCCACUGAGCUGUUUAGGUACAAAGUCUUAUUCAUCUUUGAUGGUCUGGAUGAGUGUCGUCUUCCUCUGGGUUUUCGGAACAAUGAGAGCUGGUUUGAUGUAUCAACGAAAAUGUCACUGGAUGUGCUGUUGACUAACCUCAUUAAGGGGAAUCUGCUUCCAUCAGCUCUCCUCUGGAUAACCUCCCGGCCAGCAGCAGCCAAUCAGAUACCUCCUGAGUGCCUCCACCGGGUGACAGAGAUACGAGGGUUCAGUGAUGCCCUGAAGGAGGAGUAUUUCAGGAGGAGAUUCAGUGAUCAGAGCCUGGCCAGCAGGAUUAUCAAACAUGUGAAAUCAUCAAGGAGCCUCUUCAUCAUGUGCCACAUACCUGUGUUCUGCUGGAUUUCAGCCACUGUCCUUGAGAGGCUUUUUAGUGAGACAGACAGGGGAGAAAUUCCAAGGACUCUGACUGAAAUGUACACACACUUCCUGAUCUUUCAGAUUAGAUUGAAAAAUGACAAGUAUGUAAAAAACUAUGAAACUAAGUUUCAUGAAUACAGCAAGGAAUUCCUUUUAAAACUUGGUAAACUAGCUUUUGACAACCUUGAGAAAGGCAAUCUCCUAUUUUAUAAGCAAGAUCUCACAGGGAAUGACAUUGAUGUCACUGAAGCUUCAGUUCACUCUGGAGUGUGCACAGAAGUCUUUAAAGAGGAGUAUGGGUUGUAUCAGGAGAAGGUGUACUGCUUUGUGCAUCUGAGCGUCCAGGAGUAUUUCGCUGCUUUAUAUGUGUUUCUGUCAAACUCAUCAGCUAACCUGCUGAAGACAGCUGUGGAUCAGGCAUUAAAGAGCAAGAAUGGACACUUGGACCUCUACCUCCGCUUCCUCCUGGGCCUCUCAACCGACUGCAGUCAGACUCUGUUACGAAGACUACUGGGACAGACAAGAACCAACUCACAUAACAUUGAAGAAACAGCCCAAUACAUCAAGGAAAAAAUACAGGAGAAUUUAUCGCUAGAAAGGACAAUUAACCUAUUCCAUUGUCUAAAUGAAGUGGGUAACAAUUCUCUAGUACAGGAAGUUCAAAGAUACCUGAAUUCAGGAAACCUUUCAGCAAAAGACCUCUCACCUGCACAGUAUUCAGCUCUGGCCUUUGUGUUGCUGAUGUCAGAUGAGGAGCUGGAUGUGUUUGAUCUGAAAAAAUUCAUCAGAUUUGGUAAACAACAUUGGAGACUGCUGCCUGUGGUCAAGAUAUCUAGGAAAGCUCUGUAA